AUGGCUGACGAGACGAUUGCGGAUGCGACCCUGGCCCAUCGGCAGGCCAUGGCCGAGCUGAUCACGCUGGACGCAAACCUGACGCCGGCCGAUCGGCUCGUGCUGGAGGGCAUGAUCCGAGAUGUGCGGGCAGGUCGAGACUACGAGGACGACAACACGGCCAGCUGCCAGAUCAAUGGCAACGGCACGAUCAAACAGACGGGCACGGACGCGGCCGCCGACGCCGACGUGCUCUCGACGCUGGACGGGCUCAACGACGAGACCGACAGCCGGUUCGAGCCAACCGUGUUCACAUCAGCCGACUGGCGUGAUGUGCUGCAGGCAGCGGCGACGGCGCGCAAGGACGCUGCUGGCACUGCGGAGAUGCAUGUGCGGGCACGGCUGCGAGCUUGGGCCCAGGUGGCUCUGCUCGAGCGGUUCGUCCGGCUGGCACAGGAUCACAUCGUCCGCCACCGGACAGACGUCGUUUUUGCUACGCACCUGCUCUGCUACCUCGGGCUCGUGGUGCCCAGUGCGGCCACGCUGCUCUUCUGGCACUUCUCGUGGUUGCACGGGCUGCUGCACACGGCACUCGUGCUCGCCACCUGCAUCGGCUCCUACACCAUCAUGAUGCACCAGCACAUCCACCAGGGCGGCGUCCUGCGUCGGGAUCGCGUCUGGACUCGGGCUGUCGACCGGCUCUUUCCCUACCUGCUCGAUCCGCUCAUGGGCCACACCUGGAACUCGUACUUUUACCACCACGUCAAGCACCACCAUGUCGAGGGCAACGGCCCCGACGAUCUCUCGUCGACCCUCCGCUUUCGCCGCGACAGCCUCCUCGACUUUUCCUGCUAUCUUGGCCGCUUCCUCGUUCUCGCCUGGUUCGACCUCCCGCUCUACUUCUAUCGCACCCACCGCUACCACAAUGCCGUGCGCGCCGGCUUCUGGGAGCUCUCCAGCUACGUUCUUCUCGUCGGCUCCUACCUUCUCGGCUCUCGCGCCGUUCUCGUCACUGCACCUGGUGCUGCUUUUUGCGUCUUCCUCCUGCCCUUUGCCAUCAUGCGCAUGGGCCUCAUGCUCGGCAAUUGGGGCCAGCAUGCCUUUGUCGACCCCGAUUCCCCCGACUCCGACUUCCGCUCCAGCAUCACCCUUGUUGACGUCGCCAGCAACCGGGUCUGCUUUAACGACGGCUACCACACCUCUCAUCACCUCAACCCCCGUCGCCACUGGCGCGAUCAUCCUCGUGCCUUUGUUCGUCAGAAGCGUGUCUAUGCGGCCGAGCGCGCCCUCGUCUUCUUCGGCAUCGACUACCUCGAGAUCACCUUGCGCCUCAUCCUCUGGCAGGACUACAAGCACCUCGCCCUUUGCCUCGCCCCUCUCGGCCCCGAGCAGUGCCGUCUCUCGCUCGACGAGCGGGCUGACAUGCUUCGUCGCCACACCACCGCCUUCUCCGAGGCCGACAUUGCUCGCUUCUUCCCCAAGACGCGCUCUGCCGCUGCCUGGCGACGGAAACAGGGCCUUCCCGCAGAGUAG
This is a messenger RNA of Grosmannia clavigera kw1407, 1512 nucleotides long. Its product is annotated as phosphoinositide 3-kinase regulatory subunit 4. The coding region runs from base 1 to 1512 and encodes 503 amino acids. The transcript has a single exon. NCBI's taxonomy places the organism in Eukaryota, Fungi, Ascomycota, Sordariomycetes, Ophiostomatales, Ophiostomataceae. Gene Ontology annotation, biological process: lipid metabolic process. The record is from RefSeq and is a predicted model, not a curated record.